Messenger RNA from Aedes aegypti (yellow fever mosquito), 1309 nucleotides. RefSeq names its product fasciclin-3. The transcript has 5 exons. The coding region runs from base 143 to 1222 and encodes 359 amino acids. Gene Ontology annotation, cellular component: cell-cell junction. Gene Ontology annotation, biological process: cell-cell adhesion. NCBI's taxonomy places the organism in Eukaryota, Metazoa, Arthropoda, Insecta, Diptera, Culicidae. Gene Ontology annotation, molecular function: cell adhesion molecule binding. The record is from RefSeq and is a predicted model, not a curated record.
GCGUGUCGAUAAUCUCCAUUCAGUUCGGUGUCGUCCGUUGUCACAGUCGUUAAUCCUAAAUCAUCUAAAAUCUUAUAUAUUUACGUCGAUCGUUUCUAGUGGUCAGCGAAUCAAUUGGAUCGAAAUCAGCGCUGUCCAGAAAAUGAUCAAGUUGUUAGCGUCGUUGUUGCUUUUGGUGCCUUUCGCGCUCUGCAGCGGAAUAGUGGUACAAACGGCUCCGAAGUUUGCCUUCGUUCCGGAGGGUCAUCAGAAUCUGAAUCUGUUGUGCGAAAUACCUGGAAGUAAUCCGAUCGAUUUCUGCAUCGUGAAGGUUCCGGGAGUAGCAGCUCCCUUUGCGGCCAGUGAACGACUUCCGACUCCGGUGCAGGGAGUUACUUACUUUGGCAGGGGUUGGAGCAAAGGAUCUUGUGGAGUGACGUUGGCCAAGGUGGAACCGAAGAACGAGGGCACUUUUGAAUGUGUUCUGUCUGUUGCAGGACAGACUUAUAAGGGCACAAUCGAUAUCGCGUUCAAAGUCGCUCCUGAGCCACCGGUGAUCGAGGUGUCCAGCAAUGUGGACGACAGCAAUGGAGAGUUCGAUUACGGAAAACCUUUGAUUGCCAAGUGUGCUUCCCGCAAUGGAUGGCCAGCAGCUAAGCUUUCGUGGUACUUGGAUGGAAAACCCGUUGUCAACGAGUUGGGAGCUGCUUUCACUGAAGUGGUUGAUAAGAAGGCAACCGUUGAGCAGUUCUACCGGAAAGCGGUGGCUGUAGAAGACAACCGGAAGAAGUUGGUUUGUCGUGCUGAACAUGAAUCCUAUCCGAAUGGGUUCAUGGAGGCUGCGCUGCCAGUUAAGUUGCGAAAAUCAAACAACAAUGCUAAUCUAAUUCAAAAGGAUGUAUCCAAAGAUGUUGAAGUGAAACCAUCCGCCCCAAAACUUCUGGUAUCAAGUGAUGUUCCCACAAAUGAUGGAUCAUUCAGGGUGGGAUCGACCAUGGUUGUAGAAUGUGUAGCACGGGAUGGUAAACCAGCCGCCACUUUCCUGUGGUUCUUAGACGAUCAACUGGUCUACGAGGGACUGUCGACGCCAUUUUUGACGCAGAACUCCCGGGGAGCAUUCACCACGCAACAAGUGCUUCAGCGGGUUGUGAAAGCCAGCGACAAUGGCAAGACGUUGGUUUGCAAGGCGCGACAUCCGAGCGGGACGAGCGAAACGCGACUCACGCUGAAAACGUACAGUUGAACUGAAUCUGAGGCUGAUCGAGGAGAUUUUAGAUUGUAAGGAAUUGAGAUGUAUUUGAUCUGUUAAUAAAAUGGAAAAUCGGUCUUA